Molecule: messenger RNA, 1992 nt
Organism: Penicillium soppii
Lineage: Eukaryota; Fungi; Ascomycota; Eurotiomycetes; Eurotiales; Aspergillaceae
Product: RNA-binding snoRNP assembly protein NAF1
Exons: 1
Coding region: 1-1992 (663 amino acids)
Biological process (GO): pseudouridine synthesis; ribosome biogenesis; box H/ACA snoRNP assembly
Cellular component (GO): sno(s)RNA-containing ribonucleoprotein complex
Molecular function (GO): RNA binding
Source: RefSeq, a predicted model, not a curated record
AUGAGUGAUCACCAGAACCCCUCAUAUGAGGAUGCAGGUGUCGUGGAAGGCCCUGACUUGAAAAAGCCCUGCCUGAUCGAUACGCCUGUCGCAGGCACCCCAGACAAUGGCAGCGAUUUUUACAACACUCCCUUGGCUGGAGCUACCCCAGUUUUAAACACAAGUAGCAUGAAAGCAGAGCCAACCAGCGCAUCCGAUGUUACUGCGCUCCCGAAAUCCCAGCCUUCGAUUCCAGGAUUGAACCUGAUCGACCACUCCACUCAAAAGGACUCCAGCUUGCAAUCCGAACCCGAAGUCACUCAAGAGCAAGUUGAGCCAGUGAUCAAGCAAGUGGAUACUCAAAAUGAUACUCAGUCCCAGCCCACCGAUGUGCAGAUGAAAGAAGGACCGGAGACAACACAAAGUAAACAGGAAGCAAAGGCCUCUCUCGACGAAGUGAUGGAAGUUGUGGACACACACGAAGGCAACAUGAUCGAAGUCGCCCCCAAUACCGAAAAUGAAGAAGAAGGGGAGCACCCAGAGUGGGAAGUCGACUCGUCCCCGUACGAGUCAUCAUCGGACAGCUCUGAUUCCUCGGACUCGGACGAUAGCGACGAUGAAGACUAUCCGAUUCUCAGUGCCGAGGAGCAAGCGAAAAUCCUUAUGCAAGCAGAAGGUGGCUCUGACGACGAAGGAGAUGGCAAGGGAAAAUCGGGUGGCCAGCUUCGCACUACGAACGAAGUUGAAGAAGAGGUCUUGCCAAUCCCUGAUGUUAAAAUCACACCUGAGAUGAAGAUCGUGUUCUUGGGUAAAAUCCAUGCCGCCAUCGACAACAACGUCCUCAUUGAGGCCAAUACUUCCGGAGAAUACCAAGUACUUGAGUCGGGCUCUUUGCUUUGCUCCGACGAUCGAAAGCCCAUUGGCGUAGUCGCCGAGACACUGGGUAGAGUGGAGAAUCCCCUAUACACCAUGACAUUUGCAACUGCAUCCGAAGUACAGGAAAAGGGCCUAGUCAAAGGUACAGAUAUCUUCUAUGUUGAAGGACACUCUACAUUCGUAUUCACCCAGCCACUGAAGGGCAUGAAGGGAAGUGACGCAUCCAACUUCCACGACGAGGAAGUUGCCGCUGAAGAGAUGGAAUUCUCCGACGACGAAGAGGAGGCUGAGUAUAAACGCAAGCUGAAGCAAAAGCGCCAAGAGCGAAAGGAAGCCAGGGAUGGUCCCAAGGGCAAGAAGCCCGCUCCAGGGCCUUCGAAAUUGAACCAGACCGAGCUCAACUACGACGAUGCGGGAGGCGAGGAGGGUUACACCCCUCUCGCACGCCCUACCAAUCUGCACGAGAUCAUGGGUGCCCGCGAGGCACCAGUCGAAGGAAACGAGCGUGGCGGUGCCCGCGGCAGAGGUCGUGGCCGAGGUGACCGUGGCCGUGGCGGACGAGGCCGAGGCGGAGCUGGAAGAGGCGGCAGAGACUGGGAUCACGACCGUCGGCCCCAACAGAGCCAAGAGCCCCAAACCCAGCCUCAAGCUCCGCCUGCACCCUACGGACAGCCAAUGUACCAGCAGCCUCAACAACCUGUUUACGGCAUGCCCCAACCAUUCGCCGCAUAUGCCCAAUACGCACAGCAACAAGCUCAGAACCCACAGUAUGCUCAGCAGCAGCCGCAGCAAUUUGGACAAGGUGGAGCGCAACCACAAUACCCGUUCCAAUUCCCCUUCCAGCCGGCCCAGCUGCAACCCAAUGGUUUCCAGAACAUCCCACAGGGUGCCCCUCAUAUCAACCCUCUUUUCCUGGCUGCUUUGCAACAGCAGCAGCAAUAUCAGCAACAUCCCCAGCAGCCUCAACAACAAUAUCAGCAGCAGCCCUCCCAACAGCAAUAUCAGCCUCAGUACCAGCAACCUCAACAGCAACAAGCUCAAGGUCAGAACCCGGCUAUGAACUUCGAUCAAGUCAAAGCUCAAUUGGAUCUGCUGCGAAGCUUGAGCCAAGGGAACCAAGGCCCUCCACCUUCUUGA